GUUCCGGCCCCGCUCGUCGCUUUCCGCCUCCUUCCCUCGGAAGACUUCGUCCGACCAGCCCCACAAUCCCCGCGCCUCGGCAGCCCUGCUGGGCUCGGGCUUUUCCGGCAGCUGUCGAGACCUGCUCGGCUAGUUCCGCCGGCCCCUUGUUGUCGCGGGGGCCAGCGUCUGCCCCCCUCGGCGGGCCCGGCUGGGCUUCGCUGCCCCCCACCGCCCGCUGCUCCGGCUGCCCCCCCGCGGCCCUCGCCAUGGCGGCUUUCGGGAUCCUCAGCUACGAGCACCGGCCCCUCAAGCGGCCGCGUCUGGGGCCUCCCGACGUGUACCCGCAGGACCCCAAGCAGAAGGAGGAUGAGCUGACAGCUCUCAAUGUGAAGCAGGGUUUCAACAACCAGCCGGCUGUCUCUGGGGAUGAGCAUGGCACUGCCAAAAAUGUCAACUUCAAUCCUUCCAAGAUCAGUUCAAACUUUAGCAGCAUCAUUGCUGAGAAGCUGCGCUGCAACACUCUGCCUGACACAGGCCGCCGAAAACCCCAGGUGAACCAGAAGGAUAACUUUUGGCUGGUGACAGCCCGCUCCCAGAGUGCUAUUAACAACUGGUUCAACGAUCUGGCUGGGACCAAGCCCCUCACUCACCUGGCUAAAAAGGUGCCCAUCUUCAGUAAGAAAGAGGAGGUCUUUGGUUACCUAGCAAAGUACACCGUGCCUGUGAUGAGGGCAGCCUGGCUGAUCAAAAUGACCUGUGCCUAUUAUGCAGCCAUCACAGAAACUAAAGUGAAGAAACGGCAUGUCAUCGAUCCAUUCAGUGAGUGGACGCAGAUCAUCACCAAGUUCCUGUGGGAGCAGCUGCAGAAGAUUUCGGACUUCCAUCGGCAGCUGCUGGCACAGGCCUGUGCAUCUCCCUCUAGCCUCAUGCCCCAGGAAGUGGAGUACUCUGUGAAGCAGUGGGACUACAAUGAGAAGUUAGCUAUGUUCAUGUUCCAGGAUGGGAUGCUGGAUAGACACGAGUUCCUGACCUGGGUUCUUGAGUGUUUUGAGAAGAUUCGACCAGGCGAAGAUGAACUCCUGAAGCUGCUUCUUCCCCUUCUGUUGCAGUAUUCCGGUGAGUUCGUGCAGUCAGCCUACUUGUCCAGGCGUCUCGCCUACUUCUGCACCCGCCGCCUUGCCAUACUGCUGGACAGCAUUGGUGGGCAUCCUGCCCACCACCUCACGGCACAGAGCACCCCUGCUCUUCCAUCCACACCCACCCCUCAGCCGGCUGCGGGGAACCCCCCUCCCAGUCCAUUCGGUGACCUGCUGCAUUGCCCACAGCACCGCCCUGUGGUUUAUGGGCUAAGCUGCAUCCUCCAGAGCAUUGUCCUGUGUUGCCCCAGUGCCCUCGUCUGGCAUUACUCCCUAACCGACAGCCGAAUAAAGACUGGCUCCCCACUUGACCACCUGCCCAUCUCCCCCUCCAACCUGCCCAUGCCUGGGGUCAGCGCUGGCUUCAUGCAGCAGGUGAGCAGCAGGGACCGGAAUGAGCAGCAGGUCCGAGCGAGACUCCGGGAGAUCGAGCAGCAGAUCAAGGAGCGGGGCCAGGCAGUGGAGGUGCGCUGGUCCUUUGACAAAUGCCAAGAAGCCACUGCAGGAUUCACAAUAAGCCGUGUGCUGCACACCUUGGAAGUGCUAGAUAGCCACAGCUUCGAGAGAUCAGACUUCAGCAACUCUUUGGAUUCCUUGUACAACAGGAUAUUCGGGGGAGGACCGAGCAAAGACAGCCACGAGAUCUCCCCAGAUGAUGAUGCAGUGGUGGCCCUUCUGUGUGAGUGGGCUGUCAGCCACAAGCGAUCCGGGCGUCACAGGGCAAUGGUUGUGGCCAAGCUGCUGGAGAAGCGAAACUCUGAGAUUGAAGCGGAGAGGUGCGGAGACUCAGAAGUGGUGGACGAGAAAGGCUCCAUCUCCUCAGGUUCCCUCUCGCCAGUCGUUACGCCCGUCUUUCAGGACGUCCUCAUGCAGUUCCUGGACACCCAGGCUCCCGUGCUAACCGACCCCAGCAACGAGAACGAGAGGGUGGAGUUCUUCAACCUGGUCCUGCUGUUCUGUGAGCUGAUCAGGCAUGACGUCUUCUCCCACAACAUGUACAUGUGCACACUGAUCUCCCGCGGGGACCUGGCCAUUGAGCAUGGGCCUCGCCCUCCCUCGCCCUUUGAUGACACAGCCGACGAGCACGACAGGAAGGAGGUGGAAGGGAGCAGCAGCAUGAAGCUGGAGGACACGGGCCUGUCAGAGUGCCAGAUGGACAUUGACCACAACUCCAGCGUGAUUUUUGAUGAUAUGGAGAAGACAGAUUUCUCGAUGUUUUCCCCUCCCAUGCACUGCGAGUCUAAAGCCAGCCCUUCUCCGGAGAAACUGGAUCUUGAGAAGGACAUCAAGCCUCUCCUGAAGGACAGAGUUGCAGAUGGAAUGCUGGCGUCCCUCUAUGACCAGCCUCGGCAUAUCCAGUACUCCAUGCACUUCCCUAUUCCACAGGAGGAGUCAAGCAGCCACGAAUGCAACCAGCGGCUGGUGGUCCUUUUUGGUGUUGGGAAGCAGCGUGAUGAGGCACGGCAUGCCAUCAAGAAGAUAACCAAAGAUAUCCUGAAGGUGUUAAACAGGAAGAGCACAGCAGAGACAGGGGGAGAGGAGGGGCAGAAAAGGAAACGGAACAAGCCAGAGGCCUUCCCGACAGCCGAGGACAUCUUUGCUAAGUUCCAACACCUUUCUCAUUUUGACCAGCACCUUGUCACCUCUCAGGUAUCGCGCAACGUCUUAGAGCAGAUCACCAGCUUUGCCUUAGGGAUGUCCUACCACCUGCCCCUGGUGCAGCACGUCCAGUUCAUCUUCGACCUGAUGGAGUACUCGCUCAACAUCAGUGGGCUCAUCGACUUCGCCAUCCAGCUGCUGAAUGAGCUGAGUGUGGUGGAGGCAGAGCUGCUGCUGAAGUCCUCUAACCUGGUGGGCAGCUACACCACCAGCCUGUGCCUGUGCAUCGUGGCCGUGUUGCGGCACUAUCAUUCCUGCCUUAUCCUGAAUCAGGACCAGAUGGCGCAAGUAUUCGAAGGGUUGUGUGGGGUGGUGAAGCACGGCAUGAACCGCUCCGACGGAUCUUCUGCAGAACGCUGCAUCCUAGCGUACCUCUAUGACCUCUACACUUCCUGCAGCCACCUGAAGAGUAAAUUUGGAGAGCUGUUCAGCGACUUCUGCUCCAAGGUGAAGAACACCAUCUACUGCAACGUGGAGCCAUCCGACUCGAACAUGCUGUGGGAGCCCUUGUUCAUGAUCGACACCAUUGAGAAUCCGUCGGCCCACAACUUCACCUACACCAACCUGGGCAAGAGCCUCACCGACAACCCGGCCAACCGCUACAGCUUUGUGUGCAACGCCCUCAUGCACGUUUGUGUGGGGCACCACGACCCUGAUCGGGUCAACGACAUCGCAAUCCUGUGCGCUGAACUGACGGGCUACUGCAAGUCACUGAGUGCCGAGUGGCUGGGUGUGCUGAAGGCUUUGUGCUGCUCCUCCAACAAUGGGACUUGUGGCUUCAAUGACCUCCUCUGCAAUGUGGACGUGAGUGAUUUGUCUUUCCAUGACUCCCUUGCCACGUUCGUGGCCAUCCUCAUUGCUCGCCAGUGCCUCCUCCUCGAGGACCUGAUCCGCUGUGCUGCCAUCCCUUCGUUGCUCAAUGCUGCUUGCAGCGAGCAGGACUCGGAACCCGGAGCCCGCCUGACCUGCCGGAUUUUGCUCCACCUCUUCAAGACCCCGCAGCUGAACCCCUGCCAGCAGGACAGCAGCAAGCCGUCAGUGGGCAUCCGCUCUUCCUGCGAUCGACACCUGCUGGCUGCAUCCCAGAACCGCAUUGUGGACGGAGCCGUGUUUGCUGUGUUGAAGGCUGUCUUCGUACUGGGGGACGCCGAACUGAAGGGCUCUGGCUUUUCCCAUCCGGCCGGGGUGGAUGAUCUUGUGGAAGAUGACAAGAAGCCUGCAAGCCGGAUGGUCUCCAUAGAGACAGCCAGCCUGGACGUUUAUGCCAAGUACGUCCUGAGGAGCAUCUGUCAGCAGGAGUGGGUGGGUGAGCGGUGCUUGAAAUCCUUGUGUGAAGACAGCAAUGACCUGCAGGAUCCUGUCCUGAGCAGCACCCAGGCCCAAAGGCUGAUGCAACUGAUCUGUUACCCGCAUCGGCUGCUCGACAACGAGGAGGGCGAGAAUCCCCAGCGGCAGAGGAUCAAGCGCAUCUUACAGAACCUGGACCAGUGGACAAUGCGACAGUCGUUGCUUGAGCUGCAGCUCAUGAUCAAGCAGACAGCAAACAACCAGGAAAUGAACUCCCUCCUGGAGAACAUUGCCAAGGCCACCAUCGAAGUGUUCCAGCAGUCAGCUGAGACCAACUCGGCCAGCAACGGCAUCGUCAGCCUUUGCAGCUCCACAAGCUUUGUGCCAGCAAGCACCAAAGCCAAGCCCAUCCUCAGCUCCUUGGAGAGAUCAGGUGUGUGGCUGGUGGCCCCUCUCAUUGCCAAGCUCCCAACUUCUGUGCAAGGCUACGUGUUGAAGGCUGCAGGAGACGAGCUGGAGAAAGGGCAGCAUUUGGGCUCCUCAUCCCGCAAGGAACGGGACCGCCAGAAACAGAAGAGCAUGUCCCUGCUGAGCCAGCAGCCUUUUCUGUCCCUGGUCUUGACCUGCCUGAAAGGCCAGGAUGAGCAGCGUGAAGGCCUCCUCACUUCCUUGUACAGCCAGGUUCAGCAGAUUGUGACCAACUGGCGAGAAGAUCAGUACCAGGAUGACUGCAAAGCGAAGCAGCUGAUGCACGAGGCGCUGAAGCUGAGGCUCAAUCUGGUGGGGGGCAUGUUUGACACGGUGCAGCGCAGCACCCAGCAGACCACAGAAUGGGCUGUGCUCCUCUUGGAUAUCAUCAGCAGUGGCACUGUUGACAUGCAGUCUAACAACGAGCUCUUCACCACAGUGUUGGACAUGCUGAGUGUGCUUAUCAAUGGUACACUAGCGGCAGAUAUGUCCAGCAUCUCACAGGGCAGCAUGGAGGAAAAUAAGCGGGCCUACAUGAACCUGGUCAAGAAACUCCGAAAGGAGCUGGGCGACCGUCAGUCUGACAGCCUGGAGAAGGUGCGGCAGCUGCUGCCCCUGCCCAAGCAGACUCGGGACGUGAUCACCUGCGAGCCUCAGGGCUCCCUCAUUGACACCAAAGGCAACAAGAUCGCUGGCUUUGACUCCAUUUUCAAGAAGGAGGGCCUGCAGGUGUCCACCAAGCAGAAAAUCUCCCCCUGGGACCUCUUUGAAGGCGUGAAGCACUCUGCCCCACUCUCCUGGGGCUGGUUCGGGACGGUGCGGGUGGACCGCAAGGUGUCCCGCUUCGAGGAGCAGCAGAGGCUGCUGCUGUACCACACACACUUAAAGCCGAAGCCCCGGAGCUACUACCUGGAGCCCCUGCCGCUGCCUCCCGAAGAGGAGGAGCCCCCCACCCCAGUCGCCCUAGAGCCGGAGAAGAAGGCUGUUGAGCCGACCAAGGUGGAGAAGACCAGUGCGAAUCCUACCAACUCUGCCACUGAGCCCAAAAAGAAGACCAAGACGAAGAAGAGGCCCCCACCCGCCAACAAGAACGAGGACUACAUGAUGAGCACAGGCCGAGGGGUCUCCUAUGGAAGUGGCAUGCCCACCGACCUCCUACACCAUCAGACGGGGAACCCCAUGUCACGGCUGGCCUACGGGCAGUCUCCAAUGGGCCUCUAUGCCCAGAACCAGCCUCUGCCAGCAGGUGGACCACGGUUAGAUACCUCUUACCGGCCGAUGCGGAUGCCAAUGGGAACACGGGUUCCAAGCCGCCCUCCCUACACUGGAGUCUUGCCCACGAGCAUGGGGGGCAUGAUGGGUAUCGACCCUUCCUACAAGUCGUCCAUCUACAGACAGCAGCAGCCGCCUGGUCCUCAGGGGCAGCUCCUUCGGCAGCAGCUGCAAGCCAAGCUGCAGAGCCAAGGAAUGUUGGGGCAACCACCCGUGCGCCAGAUGGCUCCUGCCCCGGCCUAUGGAUCUGUGCAGCCGUCACAGGGCUACACUCCCUACGUCUCCCACGUUGGCCUCCAGCCUCACCCCUCUCAGUCGAGCGCCAUGGUGCCCCCCACCUACUCCAGCCAGACCUAUCCAAACACGCACCCCGGCUCCAACCCUGCCUUUGUCGACACCGUCAGGCCGAUGCAGAGACCCAGCGGCUAUGUCCACCAGCAGGCACCUGGCUACGGACACGCCCUGAACGCGGCCCAGAGGUUUCCUCAUCAGUCAAUGCAGCAAGCCGCCAUGAUAAGCGGGUUAAACCACAUGAGUGCUCAGGGCGUCCCAUCAGGGAUCCGACCCAGCCAGCUCCUGCCAGACCAGCAGCAGCAGUACCUGCGGCAGCAGCAGCAGCAGCAGCAGCAGAUGCUGAGGCAACAGCAGCAGCAGCAGCAGCAGCCACAGCAGCAGCAACCGCAGCCCCCACCUCAGCAGUCCCAGCAGCAGCCCCAGGUCCCCACAGUCCCCCAGGCCCAGGCCCAAGGGCAGCCUCCCGGUCUGGGGAUCCCUCCUCAGCAGCCUCUGUUCCAGCGGCAAGGCCUCCAGCAGACUCAGCAGCAGCAGCAGACGGCAGCUUUGGUUCGGCAGCUCCAGCAACAGCUUUCCAAUACGCAAACCCAGCAGAACAGCAACCCCUUUGUACGGUACUGAGACCCAGCAAAGAGAGAGGCCUCGCAGUGGACUUGAGGGGGGCUCUGUUUGCUUGGGGCCACCAACGGCUUGCCCCCCACCCCACCGCCCUCUGGGGCGCCUGCUCUGCAG
Podarcis muralis (Common wall lizard) is the source of this 6830-nucleotide messenger RNA. The record is from RefSeq and is a predicted model, not a curated record. Lineage: Eukaryota; Metazoa; Chordata; Lepidosauria; Squamata; Lacertidae.